Messenger RNA from Podarcis muralis (Common wall lizard), 1059 nucleotides. NCBI's taxonomy places the organism in Eukaryota, Metazoa, Chordata, Lepidosauria, Squamata, Lacertidae. The record is from RefSeq and is a predicted model, not a curated record.
AUGGCGUAUGACCGCUACAUUGCCAUCUGCAAUCCACUGCACUAUGAGACUGUGAUGAACAAGAAAGCAUGCGUCCAACUGGUACCAAAUACCUACACAAUGUUCAACCAAUCAUCAGGACUGAUGGAAUUCAUUUUGCAUGCAUUCUCUGAUACUCAGGAGAUGGAGACAUUCCGUUUCAUUGCUUUUCUGCUUAUUUAUUUGUUGGCUCUCAUUGAAAACCUUCUCAUCAUCACAGUCAUCUCUUGCAGUCCUCAGCUUCACAAACCCAUGUACUUCUUUUUGGCCAAUCUUGCAUUCCAAGACAUUGGCUCAAUAUCUGUCACAGUCCCCAAAUCCUUGUCAAAUUCCCUGAUGAACACCAAGACUAUUUCAUACAGUGGAUGCAUCUGCCAGGUUUUCUUUCUCAUUCUUUUUAUUGGAUCUCACUUGUUCAUCCUUGGUAUUAUGGCAUAUGACCGCUACAUUGCCAUCUGCUGUCCACUGCACUAUGAGACUAUCAUGAAUAGAAAGACAUGCGUCCAACUGGCAAUCUGUGCAUGGGUUGGUGGGCUUCUGUAUUCUACAAUAUACACUGGAAGCACAUUCACACUUGAGUUCUGUUCCAAUGAAAUCAACCAGUUCUUCUGUGAAAUCCCACAGUUAUUUAAAAUUGCUUGUUCUGAUUCAUAUCUCAUCGCAUUUCGGGUUAUUUGUGUUGGUAUAUUUCUAGCCAUUACUUAUGUUGCUCUGAUAGUUUAUUCUUAUGUUCAGAUCUUCAGGGCAGUUCUAAGAAUUCCUUCUGCCCAGGGGAAGGAAAAAGCCUUUUCAACUUGCUUGCCACAUCUUAUUGUAAUAUCCUUAUUUCUUGCCAGUGGUUCAUUUGCCUAUCUAAAGCCAACUUCUGGGUCCCCAUCAGUCAUGGAUCUUGUGCUUUCUAUGUUCUAUUGCAUGUUUCCUCCAGUUAUGAACCCAAUAAUCUAUAGUAUACGGAAUAGGCAACUGAAAUCAGCAUUGUGGAAGAUGACGGCAAAUCUAUUCACCCUAUUCUCCCCCAAUUUGCAACGUCUACAGCAUUGA